Messenger RNA from Phytomonas sp. EM1, 1122 nucleotides. The record is from the annotation of a GenBank genome assembly. NCBI's taxonomy places the organism in Eukaryota, Euglenozoa, Kinetoplastea, Trypanosomatida, Trypanosomatidae.
AUGUUCUUUGAUGCAUGGCUCCGCCCUCGCCCCGACCUCGCUUCUGUGGAUAUACGCCGCUACGCAGAAGGGUUGGAGGCCGCUCUGAAACUCAUGACGGCAUCUGCGUUUAACUGCACGUUCGCCCUCAUGGUGACAAUUUGUGUUCUCACUUUUGUCGCAUCACAGGUAACGGGCAACUUCUCAUGGAUGGAUCGUAUUUGGCCGGGCGCCCCCAUCAUCUUUGCAUGGACGAUCGUUUACUAUACGAUGGGAGGUGGCAAUCCGCACGGCAUAAAGGGGCCGUACGUUAAUGUCGCGACGGUAUACGCGUCGUUCAUCACGCUAUGGGGCGUGCGCUUGGCGUACAAUUUCUAUCGCCGCGGCGGCUACUGCUGUGGUGGGGAAGACUAUCGAUGGGAUUACGUGCGUACGUGGCGGGUCCUCCGGAAUCGUGUCGUCCGGGCGCUCUUCAACCUCUUCUUGGUUUCGAUUUUCCAGAGCUCGCUGCUGUGGGCCAUCACGCUGCCGAUGCUAAGCUUCCCGGCGGAUGCUUUAACGCGGAGGGACGGCAUUUCCGUUGGCUUUCUCCUGUUCUUGUUGUUCUUUGAAGUGGUGUGUGAUCAGCAACAGUGGAACUUUCAAAACGCUAAGCGGCGCCGCGGCGGUAAAAUGGGCAACCAACGCUCACCUCCUUUGUGUGGGUUCUGCGUGACGGGUGUCUUUGGCUACAGCCGGCACUUAAAUCUAUUUUGUGAAGCGUUGAUCUGGGUUACACUGGCGGUGGCGGCGCACAGUCGACAGGGGUCGCCAGCGCCAUGGCAGUGGUGGCAGGGCGUUGGGUGUCUGAUGCUGGUUCUGCUCAUCUAUCUCUCCGCACGCUUCAUCACGGAGCGGCUUUCUCUCAAGAAGUACCCACAGUACGCGGUGUACCAACACACGACACCGAUGCUCGUUCCCGCGCUACGAUCUACUACUGCGCGGACACUUUAUUUGAUUCAAAAGACGUCGUCGCAAGGUGCCAAAUCCAAUAGAAAACAGCAGUGAUAUACAUGCAGCCUGCCCCCACCCCCUCUCUCUCUCUUUUCCCCUCCCUCUUCUUAUCUUGAUCAUUCCCUUUGUUCCGUGUGUACAUGGUGAGUA